AUGGAUUAUUCCUAUAUGGUUAAAAAUCCAAGCGACUUUGGCUAUCCACCGAACACAAUUCCCAGAGGAAUAACUUUGGAUGAUUUAAUGAAAUCUAAUCAAUUUCUUAAGUCUUUUCCAAAAACUUUUUCUAUUGCCAAUCCUAGUCCAAAUGCAUUAACAGAGUCAAAGAAAUAUAAGAAAUUACUCGAUUUUGUUAAUGUGCAUAAAGACAAACCAAAUCUUCAACAACUUUUAGUUCCAGUUUUUUGUACAUCAGUUAUGGCAUUAAAAGAGAAAGGAAAUGUUGACGAACUUAACGCAUUUGUUGAAGACUUCAAAGAUCAAAUACCAAAUUCACGACAACCAGCUGUUAAUAGAUUUUUAAAGGAUGAAAAAGUAUUUACACAUAAUGCAUGCCUAUUUUCAACACAGAAUAUGAAUAUAGAAGUUACCUAUGAAGAAGCAGAGUUAAUUAAAAACUUUAUCAAUAUUCAAGAAAAUUCCGACUUAAGAAGACAAAUUACAUCUCAUGUAGAGCUUAUUCCUAAGUAUGAAGUUGUUCCUAGCCAUACAAUUGACAUGAAAUUCUCUCCUCCUUCAGUAAUUAAAGAUAUCACAAUUUUACAAACAACUAUUCCAAAUGCAACACAAGCUGUUGUUUCUGAUUACUCAACAGAUGUUUUUGCAGCAUUUGGAAAUAAUCAAGUCAUGAGAUUCAACGGAAAAGAAAGAUCAUCUCAAAUUUUACGAAAUCAUUCAUCAUCAGUUACCUCAUUAUCACUUUCUUCUACCGGAUCUCUACUUCUUUCCACCGAUAUCGAAGGAAAUUACAGCGUUUGGAGCCAAAAUGGCUCUGAAAAUGGUUAUUUAACAAUGUCAAGUAUCUGGUGUUCAUGUUUUGCACCUCAAGGAGGCAUUUUCGGUAUCGGAAGUGAUCAAUGCGCAUUUCUAUACGAUGCUAGUCGCAAUAAAAUGUUCAGAUCCUUAGUUGGCCACUUGAAUUCGAUUUCAUCCAUAAAAUUCCACCCGAAUUGCGCAUUAGUCGGCACUACUUCGUCUGAUGGAACAGCAAGGAUAUGGGAUGUGAGGACAGGAAUGACUCAAAGGCUGUUUUUGAACAAAGAUCAAAUCGAAAUCCCGAGAAGGUUCACGAAUAUUGCGUUUUCUGAUAAUGGACAGUUCGUCGCUUACUACAAUGGUAAUGUUUGCGUUGCAAAUAUCGGCUCAAACGCAAUUAUCGCCGAUCAACCUGUAGGAAUCCAGAAAAUUAAGUCAAUUCAGUUCAGCCAGGACUCAAAUUCUGUCUUCAUCGUAGAAACAAAUGGAGAAAUCCAAGUUUUGACUUUUAAUUCUGGAGAUCUUGUUUUAAAGGAUGUUAUGAACCUUUCUGCUAAUGUCAUUGACGCAAAGAGGAACACUAUGAACGAACUUAAUGUUUUAGUAUCUUAUGACUUGUAA
Molecule: messenger RNA, 1440 nt
Organism: Trichomonas vaginalis G3
Lineage: Eukaryota; Parabasalia; Trichomonadida; Trichomonadidae
Product: transcription initiation from RNA polymerase II promoter
Exons: 1
Coding region: 1-1440 (479 amino acids)
Biological process (GO): transcription initiation at RNA polymerase II promoter
Cellular component (GO): transcription factor TFIID complex
Molecular function (GO): protein binding; RNA polymerase II general transcription initiation factor activity
Source: RefSeq, a predicted model, not a curated record